Penicillium alfredii is the source of this 1695-nucleotide messenger RNA. Its product is annotated as DNA-directed DNA polymerase delta subunit POL31. The transcript has 4 exons. The record is from RefSeq and is a predicted model, not a curated record. Gene Ontology annotation, biological process: DNA replication; DNA strand elongation involved in DNA replication. The coding region runs from base 1 to 1695 and encodes 564 amino acids. Gene Ontology annotation, cellular component: delta DNA polymerase complex. Gene Ontology annotation, molecular function: DNA binding. NCBI's taxonomy places the organism in Eukaryota, Fungi, Ascomycota, Eurotiomycetes, Eurotiales, Aspergillaceae.
AUGGUGUCAGAGCACGAAGAUUAUGGCUUUCUACGGCCUCCAAGGUUGGUCCUUGCCAUCGGCUUAUCUUUUUCUGCCACUCGACAAAUCCUCGGACUGAUUGAAACUCCCGCUAACCAGAACCAUCUCCGCCACAGCAAUGAAGAACCCGAACCUGUCUACCGUGUCCCCUCCCACUACAAUCCUCUACACACCUUUCGACUGCCGGCCGGGCAAGGAAAGCAUUACCAGCAGCAAUAUGGCGAUAUGUAUUUCCUGCGACUUGCGAAGCUGAAGCCCGCUGUGGAACAAGUUGCAGCAGAGGCCUGGGAUGGGUUUAACAUUGCUGGGGAACACGCACGCCGCGUGGACCGAGUGCUCGAUGUUCGACAGGGCGAGCUGUGCUGGGUGGCCGGGACGGUGUACAUGGACAUGCCAUUGAAGCCGAAUAUUCUAGAUGACCUCACCAAAGAGAACUUCACGUCCGCACCGCCACCGCGCCGCACGUACGCCGAUCCUUCGGACCCGUCGUUGACCCAAAUCAUGCUGGAGGACGAGUCGGGUCGCCUUCGUCUGACUGGCAACUUUUUGUCUUCAGCUCAGCUAGCUACGGGAGCUAUCAUCGCAGCUCUGGGAACGGAGAAUGCCAAUGGAGAUUUCGAGGUGAUUGAUAUCAAGGUGCCGGAUCUGGCACGGCAGCCUCAGCGAUGGGAGAGAGGCGAGGCGUCCACGGCGGAUAUCAAACAGAAUGGCAAAAUCGCGUUCAUCAGCGGGCUGGGCAUCACAGGGACGUCCAGCGACACGCUUACAUUGGAGCUCCUGGCAGAUUAUCUUCUGGGCUAUACUGGAUUCUCCGGAAAUGAAGAGAAUAGUCCGUCCGGCAAUGCUUCACAGAUCUCGCGGCUUGUCAUUGCAGGCAAUUCCCUUGGAGCCAGUGUUAACACAGAAGCCACCGGCAAAGAGGCGGAGAAGAGGAAAGCCGCUCCCAAGAAGUACGGCUACGACGCUUCUGCCUAUAACGCCUCGCCCAUCACUCAACUCGAUAAUUUCCUGGCGGAGAUCCUGCCCAGCAUUCCCGUGACGCUCAUGCCCGGGGAUCGGGAUCCAGCGAACUUCUCUCUUCCUCAGCAAGGGAUUCACCGCGCCAUGUUUCCCCAUGCUCGAGCGUAUGCUGCGCCUCCACCGUCCGGAGAUGAAAACCCUGAGCCAGGAUGGUUUGACAGCGUCACCAACCCGUGGGACGGUGAUGUCGACGGAUGGCGAGUAUGGGGAUGUAGCGGUCAGAAUGUGGACGAUGUGCUCCGGUAUCUGGAUUUUGCCGGGGAAGAUGGCAAUGCUGAAGGCGACAUGGACGACUCUGAAGCUCGGGUGCGCAUCAUGGAAGCCAUGCUCCGAUGGCGAUGCGGAGUUCCCACUGCCCCGGACACGAUCUGGUCAUAUCCAUUCCAGACUGACGACCCGUUCGUCCUUCAAGAUUGCCCGCACAUCUUCUUUGCCGGCAAUCAACCAACCUUUAGGAGCGCUGUGGUCGAGGGCGAAUCUCCCCUUCGCCUGGAUGGGGACGACACAGAAAUGACGGAUGCAGCAGAUCCUGCCUCUGGGGCUCGAGUGCGAGUGUUGUCUAUUCCUCGUUUCAAGGACACCGGGGAAUUGAUCCUGGUGGAUUCCGAGACGCUGGAGGUCGAGGUGAUCCGCUUUGGGGUGUUUGGGGGAUAA